GUUUCGCGUGGGUAUGUCCUUUACAUGUGUGAUUAUCGUUCGUCGACCAGGGACACACAUGGUGGUAUAUACAUUUAUCCGGGACUACAUCAGCCCUACCGCUGGCCAGGACUGUCCAACGGGGAGGAAAGACGCCGGACUAGAGGGAUCCAGCUGGAAGAAACGGGACCCAAUAACCCCUCGAUGGGUAUGUCCCAGAUCUGCCGUGUAUCCCCCGAACCACCGCCGCCGCCGCCGCCGCCGGACGACGGGAAUGCGACAUGGAUCUUUCAUCGACUGCGGCUGGAAGAAAGGGAAGAAAGACAAAUUGUAGGCGCCUCAUCGUUUUGCACAUCCGCUGUAUACCGCCGCCCGCUUGCACUGUACUGUACGAUCAUCGUCCCUUUGGAUCGGAAACACCACAAGGAUGAUAGUUCGCUCUCCUGUAGAAUGUUUGACUCGCGAAUGGACCGUACGUGAGGACGCAUUGUCGGACGAGAGAACCUUUGUCUUGUUUUAUCGCAUACGGGCGUAUGACCGUACGAGAAGGAACACAUGAAAUCGAGGUGGUUCCAAUCUUGGCGGGUCCUCGAGAUUUUCUUUCUUCAACCAUCGAUCGUGUAGUGCAACAGUAGAUCAUGGGGAACGUUUCUGCCGUUUGGCUACGGUCAUCUGCUAUUGCUUGCUACUCCCUGCGUUCGCACUGCACUGUUCAUCCGUCGAAAGAGGCAUGUCCUCAACCAGCAAUCGAAGACCCGUCACCCGCCGCAGUGCAAUCCUGGCACCAAAAAAAUCGGAAAUCAAUCGAUGGACAUCUACGGGCGACUGCCAACUGCCAAACACAAACACAAACAACAACAACGCAGCGGAUGUAACCCAAGCCUUUUUUUUCUCCUCCCCUCCCAUCCUUUGAAAACCUGUC
This is a messenger RNA of Dissoconium aciculare CBS 342.82, 901 nucleotides long. RefSeq lists its product as uncharacterized. Lineage: Eukaryota; Fungi; Ascomycota; Dothideomycetes; Mycosphaerellales; Dissoconiaceae. The record is from RefSeq and is a predicted model, not a curated record. The coding region runs from base 25 to 459 and encodes 144 amino acids. The transcript has a single exon.